AUGUCUCAGAUGUUGGCACCGCGGCCACCCCAAGGCGGCGAAGGAUCCCAGGAGCCUCCAUCUUCUCAGCGCCCUCGAAAAAUAUCCACCGCUUGCGGCGCCUGCAAGCAGCGGAAAACAAAGUGCAGUGGGGGCAACCCUUGCGAGGCUUGUGCGACGAGAAAAAGUCUAUGCAUUUACGAUGCAACUUCUGACCAGCGACGGAAAAUUGCGAAUCACCGAACUGCCCAAGAACUCGUGGACAAGCAGCUCGCCCUCGAACGGCACCAGCAGCUCCUGGGAGGAAUUAUCGCGACCGUGCGAGCUGGCGGGUUCAAUGCGACCGAGGACUUGCUCCGUGUCAUACGAUCAGGCGUCGAACUAUCACAACUGGCUGCCCACGUUCGAAACGAGUGUCGAGCUAAUAUCGCCAUUCAACAGGCUUACGAACAGAUUGAGUUUGUCAUCGAUGGAGGCACAGAAUUGCCCUCUCCGGCCCAGAUGCAAGUUUUACCAAACGAUGAAUCGCGUGGAUCAGCAGAAGAGCAAAGUGACGCCAGUUCCAUCAAAUUUUCCUCCAGCGGCCGACCCAAGAUGGACAGACCAAACCCGCCACGCUGA
Messenger RNA from Fonsecaea multimorphosa CBS 102226, 600 nucleotides. RefSeq lists its product as uncharacterized. Lineage: Eukaryota; Fungi; Ascomycota; Eurotiomycetes; Chaetothyriales; Herpotrichiellaceae. Bases 1 to 600 code for a protein of 199 amino acids. The transcript has 2 exons. Gene Ontology annotation, molecular function: DNA-binding transcription factor activity, RNA polymerase II-specific; zinc ion binding. The record is from RefSeq and is a predicted model, not a curated record. Gene Ontology annotation, biological process: regulation of DNA-templated transcription.